CUGGGGCAGUGCCCGGCAGUCGGUGGAGAGCGGUCCGGCCGGGCGAUGGCUGCCACGAGCACAGAGUCCCGCGCCCGAGAGAUCUUCUCCACGCUGGACUACGGACCGGCGCCCGAGAGCCACGCAUGCGCACUGGCCUGGCUGGACACCCAGGACCGGCUUUUGGGUCACUAUGUCAAUGGAAAGUGGUUAAAGCCGGAACACAGGACUUCAGUGCCUUGCCAGGAUCCCGUCACAGGGGAGAACCUAGCCAGCUGCCUGCAGGCGCAGGCCGAGGAUGUCGCAGCAGCCGCCGAGGCCGCCGGGACCGCGUUGGAGAGCUGGAGCAGACUGCCUGGAGCCUCUCGGGCCCAGCACCUGAUCAGACUGGCCAAGAUGAUCCAGAAGCACCAGCGGCUGCUGUGGACCCUGGAGUCCCUGGUUACUGGGCGGGCCGUUCGCGAGGUUCGCGACAGGGACGUCCCGCUGGCCCAGCAGCUGCUCCAGUACCAUGCGGUCCAGGCGCACACCCAGGAGGAGGCGCUGUCAGGCUGGGAGCCCAUGGGAGUCAUUGGUCUCAUCGUGCCACCCACGUUCUCCUUCGUUGAGAUGAUGUGGAGGCUUUGCCCCGCCCUGGCUGUGGGCUGCACCGCGGUGGUCCUCGUGCCCCCAGCCUCUCCAGCACCCCUCCUCCUGGCCCAGCUGGCAGGGGAGCUGGGCCGAUUCCCGGGGAUCCUCAACGUGGUCAGUGGCCCGCCCUCCAUGGGGCCUGUCCUGGCCUCUCAGCCCGGGGUCCAGAAGGUGGCCUUCUGCGGAGCCGUCGAGGAAGGACGGGCACUCCGGCGGACCCUGGCGGGCCUGGGUCCUGAGCUGGGACUGGCGCUGGGGGCCGAGUCACUGCUGCUGCUGAUGGAGGUGGCGGAUGUGGACUCGGCCGUGGAGGGUGUCGUGGAUGCGGCCUGGUCCGACCGCAGCCCGGGGGGCCUCAGGCUUCUCAUCCAGGAGUCUGUGUGGGAUGACACCAUGAGGCGGCUCCGGGCACGGAUGGGGCGGCUUCGGGGUGGCCGAGGGCUGGACGGGGCCGUGGACAUGGGGACCCGAGGGACUGCCGCACAGGACCUGGCCCAGCGCUACGUGCUUGAGGCCCAGAGCCAGGGCGCACAGGUGUUCCAGGCCGGUGACGUGCCCUCGGUCAGCCCAUUCUUUCCGCCAACUUUGGUCUGUGACCUGCCCCCAGCCUCCCCGUGUGCCCAGAGAGAGGUGCCGUGGCCCCUGGUUGUGGCCUCCCCAUUCCGCACAGCCAAGGAGGCGCUGGCCAUGGCCAACGGGACGCCCCGAGGAGGGAGCGCCAGCGUGUGGAGCGAGAGGCUGGGGCAGGCGCUGGAGCUGGGCUGCAGGCUCCGGAUGGGCACGGUCUGGAUCAAUGCCCACGGCCUCAGGGACCCCGCAGUGCCCACAGGUGGCUGCAAGGAGAGUGGGUCGUCCUGGCACGGGGGCCUAGAUGGUAUGUACGAGUAUCUGCAGCCCUCAGGGACCCCUGCCCGGAUGCCCUACUUCUAUGAGAAUCUGAACUAUGACACCUUUGGCCUUGCCGUCCCCUCGACCCUACCGGCUGGGCCUGAGACAGGGCCCAGCCCAGCACCCCCCUAUGGGCUCUUUGUGGGGGGCCGUUUCCAGGCUCCUGGCGCCCGGAGUUCCAGGCCCAUCCAGGAUUCCCAUGGAGAUCUCCAUGGCUACGUGGCCGAGGGUGGAGCCAAGGAUAUCCGAGGUGCCGUGGAGGCCGCUCACCAGGCCGCCCCUGGCUGGGUGGACCAGUCACCAGGGGCCCGGGCAGCCCUGCUGUGGGCUCUGGCAGCUGCCCUGGAGCGCCGGGAGCCCGCCCUGACCUCAAGGCUGGAGAGGCACGGAGUGGAGUUCAAGGCCGCCAAGGCGGAGGUGGAGCUGAGUGUGAGGCGGCUCAGGGCUUGGGGAUCCCGCGCCCAGGCCCAGGGCCCCUCCCCACAGGCAGCCGAGCUGAGAGGCCCUGUGCUACGGCUUCGCGAGCCGCUGGGGGUGCUGGCUGUCGUGUGCCCGGAUGAGUGGCCCCUGCUUGCCUUUGUGUCCCUGCUGGCCCCCGCCUUGGCCUAUGGCAACACUGUGGUCUUGGUGCCCAGCGGGGCCUGUCCCAUCCCUGCCUUGGAUGUCUGCCAGGACAUGAUCACCUUGUUUCCGGCGGGCCUGGUGAACGUGGUGACAGGAGACCGGGACCACCUGACCCGCUGCCUGGCCUUGCACCAGGACGUCCAGGCCCUGUGGUAUUUCGGCUCCACCCAGGGCUCGCAGUUUGUGGAGUGGGCCUCAGCCGGAAACCUGAAGCCGGUGUGGGUGAACAGGGGCUGCCUGCGGGCCUGGGAUCAGGAGGCCGAGGGGGCAGGCCCGGAGCUAGAGCUGCGGGCAGCACAGACCAAGGCCCUGUGGCUGCCCAUGGGAGACUGAAGCCCACGUGCCGUCUACUCCAUCUUGAACAGAAGAGAGUUUAACCCCAAUAGACUCCAGAUGCCUGGAACUUUCCUCCGAUUUUGGGUUCUUUGUCCUCAAAUAAACUGACCAAAUUUGGCUGUGCUUCUGAGGGAAGGAGCGAGCGUAA
This is a messenger RNA of Pteropus alecto (black flying fox), 2605 nucleotides long. RefSeq names its product aldehyde dehydrogenase 16 family member A1 (gene ALDH16A1). NCBI's taxonomy places the organism in Eukaryota, Metazoa, Chordata, Mammalia, Chiroptera, Pteropodidae. The transcript has 17 exons. Gene Ontology annotation, molecular function: oxidoreductase activity, acting on the aldehyde or oxo group of donors, NAD or NADP as acceptor. Bases 46 to 2454 code for a protein of 802 amino acids. The record is from RefSeq and is a predicted model, not a curated record.